Messenger RNA from Hermetia illucens (black soldier fly), 831 nucleotides. Its product is annotated as antigen 5 like allergen Cul n 1-like. The transcript has 4 exons. Bases 49 to 801 code for a protein of 250 amino acids. The record is from RefSeq and is a predicted model, not a curated record. NCBI's taxonomy places the organism in Eukaryota, Metazoa, Arthropoda, Insecta, Diptera, Stratiomyidae.
UAUAAAUUUAGUAGACAAGGUGAGCUCAACCGACUUACACCGGCCAGAAUGAGAUUUAAAAUCAGUUAUUUGUUGCUGGUGAAACUCGUGUCGUUUUCUAACGCGGCUACGGAUUACUGUGAUUCGAGACUGUGUCCCAAUGGAACACAUAUUGCUUGUGGUAAUAACGGAAAAUUCGGACCGGAAUGUCCAAUUAACGUUAAGGUGGAGGACCUGUCGAAAAUGCAGUCCGUGAUCCUGCAUAUGCACAAUAUACGGAGGAACCGUGUUGCAGGUGGAAAUUUACGUGGGUAUCAACCGGCACGACGAAUGGGUGUAUUGCAAUGGGACAAUGAAUUGGCAAAACUUGCUUUAUUGAAUGCGAAAAGAUGCUUCAUGGAUCACGAUAUUUGCCGUAAUACGCGGCAUUUUCUCAGAUCGGGACAGAACAUUGGAAUGACCUACACAUGGGGGAAAGAAAACCAGCUACGAUCCCAUCUUAUUGACACAAUGGAUAGAUGGUUUUUUGAAUAUAAGCUCGCCGAUAUGAGUAUCAUAAAGAGCUUCCGGGAUCCUAAGACUGUGGGGCAUUUUACCCUUAUGGUAGGCGAUCAUGUUACCCAGGUGGGGUGCGGAACAGUGGGUUUUACACGUUUAGGUCGACAUACAAAGAUAACAGCCUGUAACUAUUCAGCAACGAAUAUUUUUCAUAAGCCUGUGUACAGGUCGGGAGCUACAGCAUCUGCAUGUGUAACUGGACGACACCCAACUUAUAAGAACUUGUGCUCUACGAAGGAGAAUAUCAACCCCAAUAAAAUAUAAAUACAAUGCAAAGUGUUGAAUAAUUACAUA